Molecule: messenger RNA, 4920 nt
Organism: Nipponia nippon (crested ibis)
Lineage: Eukaryota; Metazoa; Chordata; Aves; Pelecaniformes; Threskiornithidae
Source: RefSeq, a predicted model, not a curated record
GAGGCCGAAGAGAUCCUGGGGACGAUGCAGAACUAUCUUGACUCCUCUGUGAUCUCCAUCAUCGAGGACCUCUCUCUGAGCGAGAGCAAGGCCUGCCUGGAUGCGCAGAACGAGCUGUCCCUGCUGACUGCCAUCACCGAGAUCCUGGACAGCACGGACGACGAGACCCUGUCCCCCUUUGACACCAUCAUGGAUGCGGAGCUGCUGACCUCGCCUCGGGAGCGGGAGAAUCCCUCAUUUCAGAAGUUUCUGAGCUUAUCCCGGCCAUUGCUGGAGUGCGAGAGCCCUGCCCUGGAGCAGCCCAAGGCUCUCAGGCCUCUGAGCAGCAGCAGCAGCAGCAUCUCUGUGGUUGGGAAGACGGACACAGACCUGGCUUGGGACCGUGCCACUCACGGCCUCGAGGACCCAGUGCUGCCGAAGAAGCAAGUCUGCAGCACCCCGAGGGUGGAGAGGAAGCUGGGCCGGCACUGGGCCCGAGAGCAGCCCUUGCCACAGCGCAGCGAUGGGGAGGAAGAGGAGGAGGAGGCUGCCUUGAGCCUGGAGCUAGACAGCAGCAUGGAGGCUGCCGAGUUCUGCAUGAGUGGGGCCGGGGCGGCACUGGAGGAGCAUGAAGACCCCUGCAUCAUCAACACGAGUGACGUGUCCCUGAGUGAGCUGGUGAAGUCCAUGCACCCUUACUGCCUGCCUACUUUCACUGUGUGCCUCGACCCCGAGGCUGAGCCCAUGGCCAAGGAGCUCCUCAGCGGUCCCGUCUUGCUGGAAGUUGUGCCUGGUGAGGGGGAGAGCGUGGAGAUCCCCGUGGUGCUGCAGCCGCUGGCCCCCAGCUUCCCCGACCAGGACCCCCAGCUCCUGGGAGCAGAGGAGGGUACCGGAGAGUCAAUCCCAGAGGAUCGAGAGGAGCUGCCAGGAGCUCCAGCCCAGGAAAACGGGAAGGAGGAGAAACCGCCUGGGAAGGAGCCUUCCUGCACUACCCCAGAGAGCACAUCCCCACCGGAGACAGCAGCACCCAGAGCCUGCAGCAGCAAAUGCGAGGGCACCGAGAAGGGCCGUGGCCGUGAGAGAGCAAGGAAGAGUCGGAAAAAGAAAGCAGAGGAGGACCAAAGCGAGCAGGCCAGGCCAGGCAGGGACUGCAUGGCCCACCGGCUCCGCUCGGCCGGCUCCGGGCAGCCCCCGGGCCAGCCGCCCACCAGCUGGCGGCAGGCAGCGCGUCCCUCUGUCCAGGUCUCAGACUUCCUGGCGCGGCAGCUGGAGCGAGCCCGGAAGGAGGGGCAGAUGGAGCUGCGUGCCGAGCGGGCACCGCGGCCCCGGGGCAGGCCCCGGAGCACGGCGGGGGCCUCCCUGCCCGAGAAAGCACAGCAGGAGCUGCAGAAGGAGCCAGUACCAGAAGCGGUGAGCGUACCCCUGGAGGAGGCUGAGACCGUGGUGCCUCCAGAGAAGACUGCACCGAAUGUGGAGGAGCCGCCAGCAGCGGCGUGUCCCAGCCCAGCCGACCAGGCUGAGGGUGAGGGGGAUGUGCAGCCAGCUGCCGGACAGGGUACCGGGGUCUUGGAGGCUGCCUCUCCUCCCUCAGAGCAAGGCGUGGGGCCAGAGCCACCCCAGAGCCUGCCAGCGGCAGAGCCGAGCGAGGGCUUGCCCAAGGAAGCCAAACCCAAGGCCCUGAGCCUGCGGGAAUACCGCAUCCGCAUGCUGCACCGCCAGCCCAGCCCGGGCAGCAGGAAGGACGGAGAGAAGCAAGCAGCCAGCAAGUGGCCCAGCGUCCCUGAGCCUCCGACAGAGCUGGCGGAGAUCCCCUGCCUGGUGUCGCCUGUGUGCCCCGCCACUGAGGCGGCUGGCGCUCAGAAGAGCCCGGAGAAACCCACCAGCCCCGCUGCUGUGCCUUCUCCUGCCAGCAAAGCUCCCACCACUCCGACUUCGGCUCCGGCACCCGCCACGGCUCCACAACCCCCAUCAACACCAAUGCCUUUUGUCACGCCAAAUGUGCCCCCAGCCGCUGGGGCGGCCCCCGCCGGGAUGCCACCAGCCUCUGCCGGUGCUUAUGCCCUUUACCCACCAGUGCCUUCCUGGCCCUGCUUCGGCCCGCAGCCCAUGGGCUGCCAUGGUUUGCCCCCACCGCCCAGUGCUGGGUCCCCCAGUACUUUUCACAUGGUGCCUGGCCUCCCGCCUCCGGCCAUGGCCUGGCCCCCGCCGGCCGUGCCGCCCCCACCUCCCUUUGGCCCCGGCGGCCCCUAUGCCCCGGUAGGGUGGGCACCGCCAUCUUACUGGCCAGGAAUCCCCAUGCCACCUCCGGUGCCUCCCCUGGCGUAUGGGGACCCUGGAGCGGUGCUGCAGGGCGCUGCCGCCUUCCCAGCUGGUGGCCACCCCAGCACAGCCCUCCUGCACGGGCAGCCUCCUGCCACCCCGUCACUCAGCUGCCCGGAGCCGCCGGCCUUCCCUGCCCAGCCACCUGCCACCCUGGCCGGCGAGAUGGGGGCUGCAGGUGGCCUGGCCAGGCCGGCUACCAGCAGGGUGUCGGACCCCAGGAGGCAGGCACGGCUGGCAGGGGAGAGCUCUCUCCCCAAGGCCCCCCCCUCCCCGGCCCAAGCCCCUGCCCAGCCCCUGGCAGCCCCAUCCACUGUUGCUGCCCAGCCCAGCAGGGUCCCUCCUGCAGCUCCAGCCCAGCACACGGCUGCCCCCACCCAGCCUCCAGAGGAGCCCCAGGCUGCAACCCCCACCCAGCUCCCAAAGGCCCCCCCAGCUGCCAUCCAUUGCUCUGCGGAGGUGUCCCCUGCUGCUGGCCCUGUUGGGGAGUCCCCUGGCACCCCUCCUGUGGAGGAGGCUGCAGGGCCUGGCAAGGGGGCAGUGGAGAAAGCCAUGCCGGAGCCCAAGGCAGCUGCUGGGCAGGAGCCACCCGGCCAUAAAUCCACCUCCCAGGCUGUGGCACCACCACCGAAAGCGGGUCGAGAGAGCAGCCUGCCCACCAAGGCACCCGCCGCACGGCCAUGGAGGCACCAGCCACUCCUCAGCCCGGCGCAGCCCAGCGACAGCAGCAAGGACAUCGUGCAAGCCUUCAUCAGCGAGAUCGGGAUCGAAGCCACCGACCUGUCCAGCCUGCUGGAGCAGUUUGAGAAGUCUGAAGCCAAGAAGGAGGAGGCUCUCGUGCAGCCCCCCGAGGACAGGCGGCCGGCAGGGAGCUCGGGGCCUGAGACCCAGCAGGACAGGAAGCCCCCAGACAACCUGCAGGCCUCUGAGCUGGCCAACGUGGCAGGCCUCACCCCCCCAGCGACGCCCCCCCACCAGCUCUGGAAGCCAUUGCCCGCUGUCUCGCUGCUGGCCAAGGCCAAGUCGCCCGGGUCCGCGCCCCAGGAAGGGCCCCAGAAGACAGCCAAGCUGACAAAAGCCAAGCUGUUGCCCCAGAGCAAGCUCCAGGGGAAGAGCCCGGCAUCGGCCCCUGCUGGCUCAGCCCCCAGCCACGUCUGCUCGGGAGACCACGACUACUGCAUCCCGGGCACGGCACGGCCGGAGAGCAACAGCAGCCCCGGCACGCAGCCCCCCACUGAGGGCGGCUCCCGCUGGAACGUCAAACACCACCGGGACAUCACUAUCAAACCCAUCUCCUCCUUAACCAAAUGGACGCUGGACCAGCCCAAGCCCACCCCGCCAGCCCCCACCACCACCACGGGGCCCAGCCAGGCGCCCCUGGUGAAAAACAGCCAGGAGCCCCUGGGGACGGCCUGCCCAGCCCCCCUGGAUUAUCGGACUAGCGUCCCCAACAAGGCCACCGCCGGGUGCAGCAGCCCCCCCACCUCAGUGCUCCUGUCUCCAGCCGCAUCCCCCUGCCGGGACCAGGAGAUGCGGACUCCCAGUGCCCAGCCCAGCCAUGCUGCUGCCAAGAGGUCCCUGCGCUGCUACCGGAGACCCCAGGACUCGCCCAGCCCCUCUGCCGGCACCUGGAGGGCUGGCAGGAGCCGUGCCAGCCGCUCCUUCAGCUCCAGUUCGGAUGGAGCUAGUGAGUCCUCAUCUUCAUCUUCAUCCUCAUCCUCCCGAUCCCGGUCACGGUCGUUCUCCCCACCGCCCAAGCGGUGGCGAAGGUACCGCUCAAGAUGUUCCCACAGCUCCUCCUCCCGCUCCAGCUGUGGGUCAUAUGGCAGGUCCCGGGACAGGUCCUCAUCCUCAUCGUCAACGUCCUCCUAUUCGUCCAGGUCCACGUCCCGCAGCCAGUCCCGUUCCCGCUCCCCCUCGCCCCGCAGGAGGAGUAACAGGCGGAGAAGAUACAGUUACGAUGCACAAGACCACUACCAAAGGCAGAGGAUCCUCCAGAAGGAACGUGCAAUAGAGGAGCGGCGAGUUGUGUUUAUUGGCAAGAUCCCCAGCAGGAUGACACGGUCGGAGCUGCGGCACCGCUUCUCUGUGUUCGGGGACAUCGAGGAGUGCACCCUGCACUUCCGCUCCGAGGGGGACAACUAUGGCUUUGUCACCUACCGCUAUGCCGAGGAAGCCUUUGCCGCUAUUGAGAGCGGGCACAAGCUGCGGCGCCCGGACGAGCAGCCCUUCGACCUGUGCUUCGGCGGCCGCCGGCAGUUCUGCAGGAGGAACUACGCCGACUUGGACUCAAAUCGGGAGGAUUUCGACCCGGCCCCCGUCAAGAGCAAGUUCGACUCCCUGGACUUCGACACGCUGCUGCGGCAGGCACAGCGCAGCCUGCGGAGGUAGCGGCAGGCGAGGCGGAGCGCCCGCCCCCACUUUUAUACUCAAAUACAAAAGACAAAAAAAGUAUGGAGAGAGAGAGAUGGGGUUUUUAAGAAAAAGAAAAAGGAAAAAAAGAAAUUUGUUUUAUAACCAAUAUUUAAGGAGGACGGGUCAUUUGCCUUUGACCGGAGGGGCCCAGGCGAGUGGCAGCCCCAGGCUUGCCCCAGCCAUGUAAUAAAUGCGGAUGCCCAAACA